AUGGCUUUCCCUAUCCUCUUCCUUCUCCUCAUUUCCCUUCCAUUUUCUUUUUCUUCAGCUGAACUCAACAUUGAUUACUACAAACAAACAUGUCCUGACUUUGAAAAAAUUGUUAGGGAAAACAUCUUCAACAAACAAAGUGCAAGCCCGGCAACAGCACCGGGACUCCUCCGUCUCUUUUUCCACGAUUGCAUCACCGACGGUUGUGAUGGAUCGGUCCUUAUCUCUUCAACGGCUUACAACCCUCACGCUGAAAAAGACGCAGAAAUCAACCUCUCCCUCUCAGGGGAUGGAUACGACGUCGUUAAUAAAAUAAAAAAUGCAUUGGAAAUAGCAUGUCCUGGUGUUGUUUCAUGUUCUGACAUUGUUGCACAAGCAACAAGGGAUCUUGUUAAGAUGGUUGGUGGUCCAUUUUAUCCUGUGGCGUUAGGAAGAAAAGAUAGUCGUGUAUCAGAAGCUUCAAGAACUGAAAAAGCUCUUCCAACAACAAAAAUGACAAUGGACGAUAUUAUUAGCAAAUUUACCGUAAAGAACUUCACUAUUAAGGAAAUGGUUGCAUUAACCGGUGCACAUACAAUUGGUUUCACUCACUGCAAAGAAUUCAGCGACAGAAUUUUCAACUUCAGCAAAACCUCUGAGACUGAUCCUACACUUCAUCCAAAAUUGGCUAAAGGGUUGAGAGAAGUUUGCAAAAACUAUACUACUGACCCUAAUAUGGCUGCUUUUAAUGAUGUUAGGUCACCAGGGAAAUUUGACAAUGCAUAUUACCAAAAUGUGUUGAAAGGUUUGGGUUUAUUGAGAACAGAUGCUAUGUUGGGUUCUGAUCCAAGGACCAAGCCAAUUGUGGAGUUAUAUGCAAGAGAUGAACAAGCUUUCUUUCAAGAUUUUGCUAGGGCAAUGGAGAAGGUUUCUGUGCUUGGAGUGAAGACUGGUACACAAGGAGAGGUGAGGAGCAGGUGUGACCAAUUCAACAAAAUUCAGGGCUAA
Medicago truncatula (barrel medic) is the source of this 987-nucleotide messenger RNA. RefSeq names its product peroxidase 41. Gene Ontology annotation, molecular function: heme binding; peroxidase activity. Bases 1 to 987 code for a protein of 328 amino acids. The transcript has a single exon. The record is from RefSeq and is a predicted model, not a curated record. Gene Ontology annotation, biological process: response to oxidative stress; hydrogen peroxide catabolic process. NCBI's taxonomy places the organism in Eukaryota, Viridiplantae, Streptophyta, Magnoliopsida, Fabales, Fabaceae.